Acanthamoeba castellanii str. Neff is the source of this 2715-nucleotide messenger RNA. RefSeq lists its product as uncharacterized. Bases 1 to 2715 code for a protein of 904 amino acids. The transcript is spliced from 6 exons. NCBI's taxonomy places the organism in Eukaryota, Discosea, Longamoebia, Acanthamoebidae. The record is from RefSeq and is a predicted model, not a curated record.
AUGGACGAUUUUGCGUCGUUGCGCGACUCGACACCCCAGACUGCCUCGGCAGAGGACGUGUGGCCAGACCUGAACCCAGUCGAGAUGGUCGAGCAUUUCGCCAAAUUAGAGAACUACGAUGAGAACGCGCCCCUUUCAGAGCUCAUCUCGCUUGAGAGGCAGCUCAGCUGGUCCGCGAAGCUCUCGCUGUCCGAGCUCGAGGAGUUCUUUGAGCCCUCUAACGUGUCUCAGCCCCCGGCGCCACAACUGCAGCCUCAACCCCAGGACCUGCACAGCGAACAGGUGCGAGUCACACUGCUGCAUAGGACCCGUAAUGCCCAGGGCUGUGAGUGGCAGAUGGUGGCGUCUAAAGAGGAGAUCAGAGUGACGCGAAACCGAGGCAAGCUGUUCAAGGUGGUGGUGGAGAGUAGCGCACCCUUCACCAGAAACGACGUCCACCUUUUCCUGGCCGAUUCCUCCGUGCCGUCGCUCGGGUCCUCUCCCGCACACGGCACCUCGUCCUACGACCCCUCUUCCUCCUCCAGCUCGCCGUCGACCUCGCCACCGGCCUCGUCGCCGCUGCAGUUGUCGGCCCACGACCUCGUGGUGCAGUCGAUCGACGAAGUCCAGCCGAGCAAGACCACGGGCGCCGACGGCCGGCCGACGAGCUACUCAGUCGAGGUGAAGGUGAAGCUGUGCCUCAUCGGCAAGGGCAUCCAGAUCGCGGCGCGCAUCACGCCGCCGCACGGCCGCGCGUCCGUUGGCCGAUCCGUCGAGUUCAUGACGCACAACAACGGCAAACAGAAGCUGCGCACAGAAGCCAAGAAAAAGAAAGAGAAGGAGAAGACGACGACGACAACGAAGAAGAAGAGGUCGGGCAGCAAGCUUUCGCGCGUGGACGGCAGCGAACAGGACAGCCACCAGGAGCUGCCGGUUCCCGCUUCUGCUGCUGCUGCGUCAUCGACGGGGCUCAAGGUCGAGCCGGACACGGGCGGCAUCUACGACCUGCCGGAACAGCACAUGAGCACCCCCAUGCGAGGGUCCAGCACCGACUACACGGGAGAGAUGUCAUCGUCGGGGAGCGACGAAGACGAACUCCGACAUCACAUGGCCAGGGUGCCCCUCGUUGCGCCUUCCUUCUACUCGGUCUCUGACGAGAGCCAGCACCAGCAGCCCAUGGGCCAGCACCACACGAUGGCCACACCGCAGCAGCCAUACUCGGGCGUGGCCGGCGGUUUCGAGCGAAGCGAGACUCCCACGAUGGCGCGUCGACAGUACGACGGUAUGACGCCACGAGGGUCCAUGAUCGACGCCAGCGGGGAGAUGGACAUCGGACGCGUCACGGUCGUCGACGACAGCGGCGGACCGUCACACCACCCGGCGGCCUAUCUCGCCAACGGCGUCGGUGGCGGGCUGAACACGGAGCCGGAGGCCGCCGCGGGGAUGGCGAUGGGAGGCAGCGCGGACAUGGCGCACGGCGCGAUGGGAAUGACGAUGGGGAUGGGAAUGGACGGUGGCGGCAUGUUUCUGCCGAACGACGGCAGCUACGGCGGCGGAGUGGGCAACGCGGAGGACCUCAGCGACUACGGGCGCGGCGAGCCCAUGCUCGCGCCGGGCCUGCUCAAUCGACACGCGGGGCGGAAGAGGAAGAUGGACGGCAUGCACGGCGGCGGAGGUGGCGGCGGCGGUCGGGGGUCUUCGCCUUACCCCGACCACCUGUCGAUCCGUGGUGGGCUGCACGUCGAGGGCAUCGUCCGUGCGCAGGGCUUCAUGCAGUACUCUGACCUGCGGCUGAAGACCAACGUGGAGGACAUCGUCGACGCCGUGAGCCUCAUCUCGAAGCUGGAGGGCAAGCGGUAUCGGUGGAAGAGCCAGGAGGAGGUCGAGCAGCUGACCGGCAAAUCCACGCCCAUCUCGCUCCAGAACAACGGCGGCCUCAAGGUCAUCGGCCUCAUCGCGCAGCAGGUCCAGCAAGUUCUGCCCGAGGUGGUGCGCGAGGAUGAAGAUGGGUUCCUGUCGGUGGACUAUGUGGAGAUCAUUCCGGUCCUCAUCGAGGCGUUCAACCAGCACCUGGAGGUCUACCAUCGGGAGCAGAAGGAGCUCAAGAGCGAGUUCGACACCUGGCGACGGCUGCUGGGCGACAAGGACGAGCCAUCGACAGAGAAGAAGAAGAGCGCGGAAUCGUCGACGACGAUGCUCAAGGAGUUGAUCAUGGUCAAGAAGCAGCCUGGAGGCAAGACCGCCGGGCUGACGCGUCGGGCCAGGAACGACAGCAGCGGGAGCGAGGCUGACCUCGAAGCCGCCCGCUCGCCGAUCGACGAUGAGGAGCCCGACAGUCUCGAUCGCUCCAGUGGCAGCACCACGGAUGGCGAGGAGGACGUGGAGGAGGACUUCCGGCACAACAGCACGCCGCUCAUGGCCGACCAGGCCAAGGCCGCAGGCGUGGCCGGCGGCGCGGAGGAGCAGUCUGACCUGCUGGCGGUGGACCUGGACCGAUUAGUCGCCAACAAGGGCCAUCUCGCCUCCCUCGCCGCGCAGAUGAACAAGCUCAUUCCGGACAGGCAGUACACCGACUUGCUCAAGUAUGUUCGAGACCAGAAGAAGAGCGACAGGAAGCGAAACAGGCGAUUGUUCUUCCUCUUCGUCUUCGCUUGCCUCGCGCUCUUUGCCAUCAACAUCGCCGUGUCGAUCGGCGUUCCCUUUGGCGUCACCUACAUCGCGGAGAGCCACGUGUAG